AUGACUGCUCGGACUGGUUCAGAACUCUUCGCAGCCCAGUGUGACUGCAGUUUCACAAUCUUUCCUCUUUGUCCUAGAGGACUUCCUUUUUGGAGGCCCUGGCUGUCUACAAAUGACCUCCCAAGACAGGUGAGGAAAGUCAUGGAGUUGGACACUAAUGGGACCACAGCCGGCCAGGUCCUCAAAGCUAACUCCAAAUUCUCUCACCCAGUCAGGCUCUUUUGGCCUAAGUCUCGCUCCUUUGACUACCUGUACCAGGAUGGGGAGAUUUUACUUCAGAACUUCCCUGUCCAGGCCACCAUCAACGUGUAUGAGGAUUCAGACAGUGAAGAGGAAGAAGAGGACAAAGCAAAGGAAGAGAAAGAGGAGGCAGAUGUAAAGGACCCCGAAGAAUGUGUGAGGUUCCUAGAGUAUGUGCCAUGCAGGACCACAGCUCAGCCCCCAUCUCCAUCUCUGACCUGUCUCAACUGA
Elephantulus edwardii (Cape elephant shrew) is the source of this 471-nucleotide messenger RNA. RefSeq names its product ripply transcriptional repressor 1 (gene RIPPLY1). Lineage: Eukaryota; Metazoa; Chordata; Mammalia; Macroscelidea; Macroscelididae. The transcript is spliced from 4 exons. Gene Ontology annotation, biological process: embryonic pattern specification; negative regulation of transcription by RNA polymerase II. The record is from RefSeq and is a predicted model, not a curated record. The coding region runs from base 1 to 471 and encodes 156 amino acids. Gene Ontology annotation, cellular component: nucleus.